AUGCUAGGAUCCGACAUCCUAUCCGCUGUUUCUCAGCGAAAAACAGCUCGAAGUGCUCGAAUCGCCAGCUGGGAUCAUUCCGGCCUGAACGAAGAUGCAUUUGUGGUUGAACCUGGCGAAACCGCCGUUCUAGCCGACAUUGAAGGCCCAGGAACCAUCACGCACUUAUGGUUUGUCCAAACAUGUCGUCGCAUACUCGGUCCCGGUCUCAUUCCAUAUCACAAAUCGGGCGUUGCGAUGCUCGAGAUUGAGAAUGGUCAAGGCGUCAACUACGAGGUGAUGGAUCCAGAUUAUUAUCGCAAGGUGUUGAUCAAGAUGUAUUGGGACCAUUCUGAGACGCCCAAUGUUCUGGCUCCCUUGGGUGAUUUCUUCUGCGUUGGACAUUCAAUCGCAGCCAAUUUCCAAUCACUGCCAUUCACUGCAUCCGUGAAACCUACUGAAAACAACAAGUUUGGUGGUGCUGCAGCUUUGAACUGCUAUCUUCCCAUGCCAUUCAACAAACACGCCCGAAUCGAAGUCGAGAACCAAAAUGACAUCCCAUACUUCCAAUACUUCUACAUAGACUACGAUAUUCAGCCCGAGCCUCACAACGCCGAUACUCUGUUCUUCCACGCACACUGGCGACGCCAAAACCCCACACCGGGAUGGGCACCACCAGACUUCCAGACCAACUCUCUCGAAACGCGGGUCCCCAAUCUCGACGGCAAGAAUAACUACGUCUUGCUGGAGACGACAGGUGCAGGCGCAUACAUCGGUUGCAAUCACUCCGUCUACCAUUUCCAGGGAACUUGGUGGGGAGAAGGCGACGACAUGAUCUUCAUCGACGACGAUACGUGGCCGCCGUCCAUGCACGGCACAGGAAGCGAAGACUACUUCAGUCAGGGAUGGGGCAUGCAAAAGAACGCAUUCCCGUUUGCUGGUACGAUUGUACAUGAGGGUGAGAUGCCGCAUUACCAGGUUUCGUAUCGCUGGCAUCUGCCUGAUCCUGUACGAUUCAACACCAAGAUCAAGGUGACUAUGGAACACGGACAUGCCAAUCAUCUCAGCGACGAUUGGACCACAACAGCAUACUGGUACCAGACUCUUCCUGGGCCAAAGUUGGAAGUUCCACCGGUUUCUGAGCGUCUCCCUCUACGAGCUGAGGUCCCGCAGCCGCAACAUGUUGAAAGGAAGGACCUGGAUCAGGGUAGAAUGAAGAUGAUCCAGCAGAGACAGGAGAGGUUGGAUCAAUUCAUUGCAGACAAGAUGGAGUGGUACGUGCGUCGGGCAAAGGAUAGUCGAGCCAGGGCGGAAAAGCAUAAGGAAUACGCUGCCGAUGUUCGGAAGCGCUACAUGGAUAGCAUUAAAGGGUCCAAAUAA
Messenger RNA from Pochonia chlamydosporia 170, 1359 nucleotides. RefSeq lists its product as hypothetical. NCBI's taxonomy places the organism in Eukaryota, Fungi, Ascomycota, Sordariomycetes, Hypocreales, Clavicipitaceae. The coding region runs from base 1 to 1359 and encodes 452 amino acids. The transcript has 3 exons. The record is from RefSeq and is a predicted model, not a curated record.